AUGUUACGCUCAUUUAGGCCGAAUUUAUUGAAAUUAAAACAUAGUUGUAAAAUCAAACAUGGCGCCCGUUGCGUAUCAAAGAGUUCGAAAGAUGAAAAUUUGUUUCCCGAACGAGUUGAUUUUCCGAGUCGUCACAUCGGACCAAGAGACCAGGACAUAGUUACCAUGCUAGAUCUCUUAGGAUAUAAGAGUUUGGAUGAAUUAACAAAUAAAGCUGUACCCAAACAGAUUCAACUCAACGGUCUCAUGGAAAUAGACGAGCCGAUGAGCGAAUACGAUUUAAUUGAGAGAGUCAGAAAAAUCUCGGAACAGAAUCAAAUAUGGCGAUCUUUCAUCGGGAUGGGAUACCACAAUUGCUGUGUGCCGCACACUAUCAUGAGAAAUAUGUUUGAAAAUCCAGGAUGGACAACACAAUAUACACCCUACCAACCUGAAGUAUCGCAAGGAAGAUUGGAAGGCCUUCUAAAUUAUCAGACAAUGGUCUGUGAUAUGACAGGUUUGGAUGUAGCGAAUGCAUCUUUGCUUGACGAAGGUACAGCAGCUGCAGAGGCCCUAUCUUUGUGUCACAGACAUAAUAAACGAACAAAAUUCGUGGUAUCAGAACGCCUUCAUCCACAAACCCUAGCCGUGGUUACAACACGACUGGAUGCUCUAGGCUUAGAAGUAAAAGUAUUACCGGAUGUCCGAGAGGCCGAUUUUGCCCAACGCGAUAUAUCCGCGGUAUUACUUCAAUGCCCCGAUACGAGAGGACUUGUCUAUGAUUACUCCGGAUUGGCUGCUACUGCGCAAGAGCAUGGUUCACUAGUUGUGGUAGCGACAGAUCUUCUGGCCUCAGCGUUGUUACGGCCACCAGCAGAAUGUGGUGCAGCUUUAGCUGUAGGAACCUCACAAAGGUUUGGCGUACCUUUGGGCUAUGGAGGACCUCACGCUGGAUUUUUUGCGGCCAAACAUGCGUUGGUUAGAUUAAUGCCUGGUCGUAUGGUAGGUGUAACACGGGAUGCUUCUGGAAGAGAUGCGUAUAGAUUAGCUCUUCAAACAAGAGAGCAACAUAUACGUAGGGACAAAGCCACAUCGAACAUUUGUACUGCGCAAGCGCUUCUUGCAAAUAUGUCUGCGAUGUACGCGGUGUACCACGGACCACAAGGUCUUAAAGAUAUCGCUACCAGAGUGCAUAAUGCCACCUUGGUGUUGGACCAUGGAAUUAAACAACGUGGACACACACAAACAAACGAUGUUUAUUUCGAUACCCUACAUAUAAUCCCAAAUGAAGAACAUAAUGUAGACGCAAUAAAAUCAAGGGCUCAAGAGAAAAAAGUAAAUCUACGAUACUUCGAUGAUGGAGCGAUCGGUGUUGCGUUGGAUGAAACGACGACUAUGCAAGAUGUUGAUGAUUUAUUAUGGAUAUUUGAUUGUAAAAACGUUGGGGAGGUGACCGGAACUGGCGACGCAAGGUCGCGUAGCAUACAAAACGGACCUUUCAGAAGAACAUCACCGUUUUUGACACAUCCGGUGUUUAAUGCACAUCAUUCUGAAACACGAUUAGUCAGAUAUAUGAAACGACUUGAGAAUAAAGAUAUUUCAUUGGUCCAUUCGAUGAUACCUUUGGGUUCAUGUACCAUGAAACUAAACUCCACAACGGAAAUGAUGCCAUGUUCUUUCAAACAUUUCACCGAUAUACAUCCUUUUGCCCCUCUAGACCAAUGUAAAGGGUAUCAUGUGUUAUUUGAAGAGCUUGCCAAAGAUCUUUGCGCUAUUACCGGAUACGACCGUGUUUCCUUUCAACCUAAUAGUGGUGCCCAAGGCGAAUACGCCGGUCUGCGAACAAUUAAACGUUACCACGAAUUCCGUGGGGACACGGGACGAAACAUAUGCUUGAUACCAGUCAGUGCGCAUGGAACGAAUCCUGCAUCAGCUCACAUGGCUGGUAUGAGAGUUUGCGCUAUACGAGUGACGCCCACUGGUGAUGUUGAUAUGGAACAUCUUAAGGAUAAGGUCGAGGAACAUAGCGCAAACAUAUCGUGUCUGAUGCUUACCUAUCCCAGUACUUUUGGUGUGUUCGAGGAGCGAGCGGCUGAUGUUUGCGCAUUGGUACACAAACAUGGCGGUCAAGUUUAUUUAGAUGGAGCCAAUAUGAAUGCACAGGUUGGUCUAUGCCGACCAGGUGAUUAUGGCAGUGACGUAUCUCAUCUCAACUUACACAAAACCUUUUGCAUCCCACACGGCGGAGGUGGUCCAGGUAUGGGGCCUAUUGGAGUAAAGGCCCACUUAGCCCCAUUCCUUCCAUCACAUCCGGUGGUAGACCCACUAGCAGACCUUGGUGACGCAGCCCAUAGCUUUGGUUCCGUCAGCGCCGCGCCUUACGGCUCUUCAGCCAUUUUGCCUAUUUCUUGGGCCUAUAUUAAAAUGAUGGGCCCAAAAGGUCUCAAACGCGCUACCCAAGUGGCUAUUCUAAAUGCUAAUUACAUGUCACGAAGAUUGGAGAAUUAUUACAAGACACUGUACAAGGGAGAACGCGGACUUGUUGCUCACGAAUUUAUCAUUGAUGUUCGAGAUUUAAAGAAAACGGCCAAUAUUGAACCGGGAGAUAUUGCAAAACGACUUAUGGACUUUGGAUUUCACGCACCGACAAUGUCUUGGCCGGUUGCCGGCACGUUGAUGAUAGAGCCCACAGAAUCCGAAGAUUUGCAAGAGCUGGAGAGAUUUUGUGAAGCUCUUAUCACGAUUAGGAAAGAGAUUAAGGAUAUAGAAGACGGUGUUAUGGACAAACGGUUGAAUCCAUUAAAAAUGGCGCCACAUACACAAACUGAUGUUAUAACAGAAGACUGGAAUCGACCCUAUAGCCGAGAACAGGCUGCUUUCCCAGCGGCAUUUGUUAAAGGUGAAACGAAGAUUUGGCCCACAGUAGGAAGAAUUGACGACAUGUACGGUGACAAACAUUUAGUAUGCACCUGCCCGCCCGUUAUUGAUGACUUUUGA
Pieris macdunnoughi is the source of this 2976-nucleotide messenger RNA. The record is from the annotation of a GenBank genome assembly. NCBI's taxonomy places the organism in Eukaryota, Metazoa, Arthropoda, Insecta, Lepidoptera, Pieridae.